AUGUCAGUGGAAGAGAAUAUCACAUUAGGGUUACCCACCAAAAUCAAACUAAUUCAUUGCCCCCAAUGCAAUUUCUACUUACGCCUCCCUAGAAUUUGGAUCAAACUCGAAUCGACAAUCUAUCUAUCCUUUUGCUUAACAAAGUUAAAAUUCAAUAUCAGUUCCUAUGAUGAAGUCAAGGUGCUUGAUGCUGAACGCGUUCCAUUUGAAUGCGAUUCAAAAAUCUUCAAAGCUAGGGUUUAUGUUCAGAAAGAGGUUACAAAUGGAGAACCUCUUAAACAAUCUUAUGUUGUUGACUUUCUUCAAGAUGAUUGCGUCUGUGAACCAUGCAGUGAGGUUCAGGCUAAUCCUGGUCCCUGGCUUUACGUUGUGCAAUUGCGAAGACACGGCUCUCAUGCGCGGAGUUUUCUGCAACUGGAACAUGUUAUUAUGAAGCAUGCUGUUGUUGCUAAUGCUGAGAGAAUCCAGAAGAUGAAAAACGGUACUGAUUUCGCUUUCGAUGAUGAAGUUUGUGCUAGGAAGUUAGUUGACUUUAUCACGAAGCAAGCUCCUGUGAGGGUUUACGAGAGUAAGGGAGUUAUUUCUGAUAUUGAGAAUUAUAGUCAUUACAGUUGUGGUUACACUUUUUUCGUUCAAGUUUGUUCGAUUUGUUGUGAGGAUUUGAUUUUUCUGCCUCCUAGUGUUGCUUCGAGUUUGGGGAAUAUCGGUCCUGUUAUGAUUUGUAGCAGACUUACUAGCUUUAUUGGUUUGUUCGAUCCGUUAACCUCGAAGCAGACUUGUAUAGGUGCUGAUGGGUAUUGGGGCAGACCCUUCCUGCCUUUGCUCACUAGAAAAGAUUUAGUGGAAUAUGUUGUACUCGAUGUCGAUGAGGUUUAUAUCGAGGUUACUCUUAAUAAUAAGAUAUUCGGUUUGGCUAAUGCUGAGGUUGCUCGUGUGAAUGAUUUGGGAGAGAAUGACACGACAUUUAAGAUCAAGACUCAUCUGGCUCAUCUUUUGAGAAAGGGUGACCAUGCUCUUGGUUAUGACUUGUGGGAGGCUGAAUGUAGUGAUAGUGAUAUUGAAUUGAAGGAUCGCAUAGAAGGUGGUGUGAUUUUAAUGAAGACGAUAACUAAAGAGCAAUGCCGGAAGAGACGUUUAGAACAACAGCCGCAUUUAAAAGAUUUAGAAAAAAUCACUAAUGAUGUGCUUGGCAUGUCACUAGGCAGUGAAGAACCAACUUUGGAAGAGCAGCUCGAGGAUCUUAAUCUGUGUGACGAGGAAUAUAAGGAGAAGAAGAAGGCGAGGAGGAUGGCAUGA
Messenger RNA from Vicia villosa (hairy vetch), 1296 nucleotides. RefSeq lists its product as uncharacterized. The coding region runs from base 1 to 1296 and encodes 431 amino acids. The record is from RefSeq and is a predicted model, not a curated record. Gene Ontology annotation, biological process: ribosomal large subunit export from nucleus. Lineage: Eukaryota; Viridiplantae; Streptophyta; Magnoliopsida; Fabales; Fabaceae. The transcript has a single exon. Gene Ontology annotation, molecular function: ribosomal large subunit binding. Gene Ontology annotation, cellular component: cytoplasm; nucleus.